This is a messenger RNA of Naegleria gruberi, 1044 nucleotides long. RefSeq names its product rab family small GTPase. The record is from RefSeq and is a predicted model, not a curated record. The transcript has a single exon. Bases 1 to 1044 code for a protein of 347 amino acids. Gene Ontology annotation, cellular component: endosome; Golgi apparatus. Lineage: Eukaryota; Heterolobosea; Eutetramitea; Acrasida; Naegleriidae. Gene Ontology annotation, molecular function: GTPase activity; GTP binding.
AUGUAUCAAGAUGCAUGGGUGGAGGUGAUGCAAUUUUUAGAGCCGAUUGAUGUGUUGGCGUCUCUACUCACUCUCAAUAGAAAUUUGUAUGAAUGGAUUAGAAAAUCUUCGUGUUUAACCUUUGAUGAUAUUUGUAAUUAUUGUGCUGGAGAUGAAAAUUCAUCCCGAGGCUUGAAAAUUUCAUUUCAUCAUCAAAUUGAUGAUCAUGAUAAUUCAAUGAUUGAUAAUGUAAUUGAUGAUUAUUAUGUAAAAUUGGUUGGAAAUACUAAAUAUAUUAUUCGGUUGUACUUGGCAAAAUUGGCCAAACGAUUGGGAAAUCAAAAUCCUGUGGAGAGAUCUGAGAAAGAAAUUUCAAAAAUUCUGAAUUCAUACGAAUUGAAAUUAUUGAAUUUUUAUAGAUCUGUGUUUUUUCCUCAAUUUAAAUAUCAGGAGAGUGGAACGAUUAAUUAUUUUGUUUUGGGAGAUACAGGAAUAGGAAAGACAACUUUCAGAUAUUUUAUAUGUUAUGGAAAGAAAAAAGAUAGUUAUUAUGGAGCUACUGGAAUUGAUUUUCUUAUCAAACGGUUUCAAAUUGCUGAUGAGAUGAAAUGUGAACAUAAGAUUUUUGACACUGCUGGUCAAGAAAGGUUCUUUGCUCCAAACAUGAUGGUGAAAAGACAUGCAAGAAACGAUAGGAUGGGAUUUCUUCUUUGUUUUUCAAUGGUUCAUCUAGUGUCGUUUGAGAAAUUGGAUGAAUGGUUUUCUGCUGUUAAGGAACAUGCCCAUCCAGAAAUUUCAAAUUAUGGAUUAAUUGUUGGAUUACAUCCCCAGAAUAUUCGUUGGGUCGAAACUCCUAGCGAACCUCAGAUCUGUGUUAAAGAUACUGUAAAGAAAUCGUAUGCUCUUGGUAAAUCAGUGUUUUUUGAAGCGAAUUGCAAUGAGUCCAAACAAGUAUUUGCUCCUUUUUGGUUUAUUCAAUUACAAUGCACUUAUUUCAAUAAUUGUAAAGAGAAAGACAAGGAUCUAACACAAGUUAAUAAUUCUUGGAACUGCUCAAUAUAUUAA